CCUCACCUCAAUCCCAACACACAACGCACACAUUACAACUCAAAUCCCCCCCCCGCCUGACACACACUACACUCCCGAAUCCACCCCAAGCGAUUCUCAAUACGAUACGCCAGGAACCUCCCCUCAGAAAAUGUCCCUCCAAACCCCCCGCGUCCUCCCCGCCCACCUCCACGCCUUCCACCCCUCCUCUUCGACCACCAGCAAACACACCGUCCGCAUCCUGGGCACCGUCUCCGCCCUGCGCGGCGACACCGCCACCCUCACCUGCGGCGGCGCCGGCGACGUCACGAUCAUCCUCAAGCCCGACUCGCAUCUGCAGAUGGGCAAGCUGGUUGAGGUCAUUGGGAAGGUGACGGAUUUGAAUGAGGGGGGCAUUGGGAUCCGAUUGCUCGGCAGUACGGAUCUGGGCGAUCCGGCGGAUUGUGAUUACAAGAUCUAUGAGCAGGUCGUCAACGCCACGCAUAAGCUCAAGUCGAUUUUCUAUGAUUCGAAUGAGUAGUUCGGUAAAGGUGGCGGGCUGGUGAUGAGGAUGAGAAUCAGGAUGGUGUGAUAUACCCCGGUUGCGGUUUGAGGAUUGGAAGGGAGAGUGGAUGUGGUUGACGUUGUUGUUUAAUGAAUUAAAUGUUAUUGUUGUGUUUAUUCAGGUGGAAGGAGGGUAGUAGGUGUAAGCCUGCCCAGGUCAG
Aspergillus uvarum CBS 121591 is the source of this 683-nucleotide messenger RNA. RefSeq names its product putative ssDNA binding protein Ssb3. Gene Ontology annotation, molecular function: single-stranded DNA binding; damaged DNA binding. Gene Ontology annotation, cellular component: DNA replication factor A complex; nucleus; site of double-strand break. NCBI's taxonomy places the organism in Eukaryota, Fungi, Ascomycota, Eurotiomycetes, Eurotiales, Aspergillaceae. Bases 131 to 499 code for a protein of 122 amino acids. The transcript has 3 exons. Gene Ontology annotation, biological process: double-strand break repair via homologous recombination; nucleotide-excision repair; DNA replication. The record is from RefSeq and is a predicted model, not a curated record.